CAACUCUCCUUUUCCCCAUCACCCGCCACUGCCCACGCCAUGUCACUCACUCUCAACCCCAGUAGUACCCUGGGGUUUCCAAGACCCCUCACGCAGCAUGUCAAGCGAACGCUGACCAUCUCCAAUCCAAACACGCAGCCGGUUGCGUUCAAGGUCAAGACAACCGCUCCGAAGUUGUACUGCGUACGACCGAACUCGGGCCGAGUCGAACCAAGCGAGACUGUCGAGGUUCAAGUUGUUCUUCAGUCAAUGAAGGAGGAGCCCCCGCUUGGCGCAAAGUGCAAAGACAAGUUUCUGAUCCAGAGCACGCUCAUCACGCCAGAAAAGGAGACGCUGCCGCUCACAGACAUCUGGGGUGGUGAGCCAGCAGAGGACGCUAUUCACUCGCACAAAAUCCGUGUUGCCUACCUGCCACCGGAAGGACAAACUGUCCCCGAAGAGGAGGAGCCUCAUGUUUCUGUGAUCCAGCCACCGCCAGAAGAGAGCGGCAUCCUAAACUACAAUACUGUCCUUCAGCGCCAAGAGAACGGACAUGCGCCGAUCCCAGACUUCGCACAAGACCAUAGUUUCGAGGGUCCGCAGACGGACACUGAACAGCACCACGAUGCGCGUUCAUCUCCUCCACCACCCGUUCCUCGUCGCGUCGAAGAGUCCCCUGUAGAGCCCUCGCCGUCGUCCGAGCCCGUCGUCCACGUCAAUGUUCAUACUCCUCUAGCGCCCACACCAAUCGCGCCAAUGCCGUCGCAGCGAGUCGAGGUCAUCGACCCGAACCCAGAGCUGAUGGCGAAGCUGAGUGAGGCGCAAGCCGAGAUCGGACGUCUACGGAAGCUUAUCUCGUCCAUGCCCGACCCGAGCACGGUGUCGUCACAGACGUCCCCCACGGAACUGCGCAGGCGCACACGCGCGGCCUCCGACGACGGCAGCACAGUCGUCUCGCAGACUGAUGUCAGCAGCUACGUCGACGAACGGAUGCCGCCGCCCGAGGGUGUCCCGCUGCAGGUCGUGAUCAUCAUUGCCCUCGGUGUUUUCAUAACCACAUAUUUAUUCUUCUGAUCAUGGGCCAUGCGUCUCGUUUUAUCUCACGCUAUAUGCGCUAUAUGGUUGCCCCUCCUGCGCCACUGCAGUCCCGAUACGCUCGUUGUUACCCGGUCCGUUAUAUGCUCCUACGUAACGUAUCGCCCCCUAUGUAAUUUCUGUCUCGGAUUCUUAGUCUCGUCUCGUCUCGUGUCGUUCUCGAUAUCAGUAUGGGUCCCAAAUGAUGCAUAGGAUGUUACCAUC
Molecule: messenger RNA, 1278 nt
Organism: Phanerochaete carnosa HHB-10118-sp
Lineage: Eukaryota; Fungi; Basidiomycota; Agaricomycetes; Polyporales; Phanerochaetaceae
Exons: 6
Coding region: 40-1053 (337 amino acids)
Biological process (GO): endoplasmic reticulum membrane organization
Cellular component (GO): plasma membrane; endoplasmic reticulum membrane
Molecular function (GO): FFAT motif binding
Source: RefSeq, a predicted model, not a curated record